This is a messenger RNA of Gallus gallus (chicken), 5666 nucleotides long. It is a transcript of the gene ADGRA3, whose product is annotated as adhesion G protein-coupled receptor A3. Bases 221 to 4189 code for a protein of 1322 amino acids. The transcript is spliced from 19 exons. Gene Ontology annotation, biological process: cell surface receptor signaling pathway; G protein-coupled receptor signaling pathway. NCBI's taxonomy places the organism in Eukaryota, Metazoa, Chordata, Aves, Galliformes, Phasianidae. The record is from RefSeq and is a predicted model, not a curated record. Gene Ontology annotation, molecular function: G protein-coupled receptor activity; protein binding. Gene Ontology annotation, cellular component: external side of plasma membrane; plasma membrane.
GCCGCUGCGAGGGGCCCUCCCGGCCCCGACACAAAGACGAGGGCGGGUGCGGCGGUGGCAGCUCCGGCCCGCCACCCCCCGGCACCACAUGGCGGCGGAGCUGCGGCCGCGCCUGGCGCCGCCCCCGCGGAGCUAAGUGAGGGCCCGCUCCGCCGCGCUCCCUCCUCGUUCCUCUCCCAUCCGGCACCUCCAGGAGGAGCGGGGCCGGGCCCCGAGCGCCAUGCUGCCCCCGCUCCGCCGCGCUCCGUGCCGCCCGCUUCGUCCCCGUGCCCGCCGCCCUGCGCGCCUCCUGGCCGCGCUUCUUCUCCUGGCGGCGCUGAGGGGCGGCGGUACCGCGCUGCCCCCGGGCUGUAAGUACGACGGGCGCCCCAAAAGCUCCGGCAAAGCGGCAGCUGGCGGCCCGCUGGAGGUGAAGGUGGUGUGCAGCAACCUGGAGCUCGCUCACGUCCUGCCUCCCGAGGCACUGCCCAACCGGACGGUCACGCUGAUUCUGAGCAACAAUAGAAUAACCGAGCUGAAGAAUUGUUCCUUCUCUGGAUUAAACCUUCUUGAAAGAUUGGACCUUAAGAACAACCUUAUAAGUACUAUAGAUCCAGGAGCUUUUCUGGGGCUUUCAUCUCUGAAAAGACUAGACUUAACUAAUAACAGAAUAGGCUGCCUGAAUGCAGACGUAUUUAAAGGACUUGUAAAUCUUAUUAGACUAAAUCUUUCUGGAAAUCUGUUUUCUACGCUUACGCAGGGAACGUUUGAUCAUCUUGGUUCACUAAAGUCUCUAGAAUUUCAGACUGAUUAUCUACUUUGUGAUUGUAACAUACUCUGGAUGCAUCAAUGGCUAAAAGAAAGAAAUAUAACUGUACGUGAGACUAAGUGUGCCUAUCCCAAGUCACUUCAGUCACAGACAGUGACUGGUGUUAAGCAAGAGCUUCUAACCUGUGAACCUCCUCUUGAAUUACCGUCUUUCUAUAUGACUCCAUCUCACCGCCAGGUUGUUUUUGAAGGAGACAGUCUACCCUUUCAAUGUAUGGCUUCAUAUAUUGAUCAAGACAUGCAAGUCUUGUGGUAUCAAGAUGGAAAAAUUGUGGAAACAGAUGAGUCCCAGGGUAUUUUUGUUGAAAAAAAUAUGAUUCAUAACUGCUCCCUGAUUGCAAGUGCACUGACAAUCUCAAACAUUCAGGCUGGCUCCACAGGAAACUGGGGCUGCCAUGUACAAACCAGACGUGGAAAUAAUACGAGGACAGUAGACAUUGUGGUAUUGGAAAGUUCUGCACAAUACUGCCCUCCAGAGAGAGUUGUGAACAAUAAGGGAGAUUUCAGGUGGCCUAGAACAUUGGCAGGCAUCACAGCGUACCUGCUGUGUACACGUUACUCUGCUGGCAGUGGGAUAUAUCCUGGCAACUCACAAGAUGAGAGAAGAGCUUGGCGCAGAUGUGACAGGGGAGGAUACUGGGCAGAAGAGGACUAUUCUAGGUGCCAAUAUGCAAACGAUGUGACCCGAGUUCUCUACAUGUUCAAUCAGAUGCCGCUCAACCUCACUAAUGCAUUGGCAACAGCAAGACAGCUCUUGGCUUACACUGUUGAAGCAGCAAAUUUUUCUGAUAAGAUGGAUGUUAUUUUUGUGGCUGAAAUGAUAGAGAAAUUUGGAAGAUUUGCAGAAAAAUAUAAAGAGCUUGGUGAUGUGAUGGUGGACAUAGCAAGUAACAUUAUGUUGGCUGAUGAACGUGUUCUGUGGAUGGCACAAAGGGAAUCCAAGGCUUGCACUAGAAUUGUACAGUGUCUACAAAAAAUUGCUAUGUAUCGGCUUGCAAAUGGAGCUCAGGUUUAUUCUACUUAUUCUCCAAAUAUUGCUCUUGAGGCUUAUGUAAUAAAGGCUGCUGGGUUCACUGGCAUGACGUGCACCGUAUUUCAGAAAGUGGCUACAUCAGACCGUACAGGACUCAGUGAUUACGGGAGAAGAGAUCCAGAUGGAAAUCUAGAUAAGCAACUAAGCUUUAAGUGCAAUGUUUCAAAUACACUGUCAAGCUUGGCUUUAAAGAAUACAAUCAUUGAGGCUUCUAUCCAGUUGCCAGCUUCCCUUUUCACCCAAAAGCAAAAAAGAGAAAUCAGACCAGCAGAUGAGUCUGUCUACAAGCUUCAGCUUAUUGCAUUUCGCAAUGGAAAGCUUUUUCCAGCAACAGGAAAUUCAACAAACCUUGCUGAUGAUGGGAAACGUCGUACAGUUGUGACACCAGUCAUUCUUACCAAGAUAGAUGGUUUGAACCCAGCCAGUCACCAUGUUCCUAUAAAUGUGACACUGAGACGCAUUGCACAUGGAGCAGAUGCUGUUGCAGCUCAGUGGGACUUUGAUCUACUGAAUGGACAAGGGGGAUGGAAGUCUGAUGGCUGUCGCAUUCUUCUGUCUGAUGAAAACAUUACUACCAUUCAGUGCUACUCCCUCAGCAACUAUGCAGUUUUAAUGGACUUGACAGAAGCUGAAUUAUAUACACAGCCAGCUGAUCUUUUGCAUCCAGUAAUUUAUGCCACUGCCAUGGUUUUGCUAAUGUGCCUCUUGAUGAUCAUAGUCAGCUACAUAUACCAUCACAGUGUGAUCAGGAUCAGCGUGAAAAGCUGGCAUAUGCUGGUUAACCUGAGUUUUCACAUUUUCCUGACGUGUGUGAUGUUCAUUGGAGGCAUAACUCAGACCAGGAAUGCCAGCAUUUGCCAAGCAGUUGGGAUAAUUCUCCAUUAUUCCACUCUUGCAACAGUACUGUGGCUGGGAGUGACAUCUCGUAACAUUUACAAGCAAGUAACCAAAAAAGCAAAAAGAUGUCAAGAUACUGAUGAGCCACCACCUCCACCCAGACCAAUGCUGAGGUUCUACCUUAUUGGUGGAGGAAUCCCUGUCAUAGUUUGUGGAAUAACAGCAGCAGCAAACAUCCGCAAUUAUGGCAGCAGACCUAAUGCACCUUAUUGCUGGAUGGCUUGGGAACCUAGCUUAGGAGCAUUUUAUGGACCAGCUAGCUUUAUAAUUUUCAUAAACUGCAUGUAUUUUCUCAGCAUAUUCAUACAACUAAAACGGCACCCUGAACGUAAAUAUGAGCUUAAGGAACCAGCUGAGGAACAGCAGCGUCUGGCUACCAAUGAACAUGGGGAACUGACUCACCAAGAUUCCUUGUCAGUGUCAUUAGUGUCCACAUCUGCAUUAGAGAACGAGCACAGCUUUCAAGCACAGCUUAUGGGAGUGAGCCUUACUUUGCUUUUGUACAUUGCUCUGUGGAUUUUUGGAGCUCUGUCCGUUUCCCUGUAUUAUCCUAUGGACCUGAUUUUUAGCUGUUUUUUUGGGGCAACAUGUUUAAGCCUCAGUGCCUUUCUUAUGGUACACCACUGUGUUAACAGGGAAGAUGUCAGGCAUGCAUGGAUAACAACUUGCUGCCCCGGAAGGAGUACGUAUUCUGUGCAAGUGAACGUUCAGCCCUCCAGUUCCAGUGGAACCAACGGAGAGACCCCCAAGUGCACCAACAGUAGUGCAGAAUCUUCGUGCACAAAUAAAAGUGCAGCAAGCCUAAAAAAUUCUUCUCAAGGUUGUAAACUAACUAAUUUACAAGCUGCGGCAGCUCAGUGCCACUCCACUUCCCUACCAUUAAACACAGGGCCUCAGCUUGAUAACAGUCUCACUGAACAUUCAGUGGAUAACGAUAUCAAAAUGCACGUAGCUCCAUUAGAGGUACAGUUUCGGACAAAUGGGCACCCAAGUCGGCAUCACAAGAACAGAAGCAAGGGGCACCGUGCUAGCAGGCUCGCAGUACUGAGGGAAUAUGCAUACGAUGUUCCUACGAGCGUUGAAGGAAGUGUGCAAAAUGGUGUACCUAAAAGCCGACCAAGCAACAGUGAAGGACAUUCGAGGAGCCGGAGAGCCUAUUUGGCAUACCGGGAACGUCAGUAUAACCAGUCCCAACAAGAUAGCAGCGAUGCUUGCAGCACGCUUCCAAAAAGCAGCAGAAAUACUGAAAAAGCAAUAGCUGCCAACAACAAAAAAGAGAUACUGAGGAAACCGAUAGUGGUUGAACUUGAAAACCAGCAAAAAUCUUAUGGCCUAAAUUUAGCCAUUCAGAAUGGACCACUUAAAAGCAGUGGACAGGAUGGACCCUUGCUCACUGCAGACAGUACUGGUAAUAUUAGAACUGGGUUAUGGAAACAUGAGACUACUGUGUAGCAUUAUCUUCAGUGUGGGACAAAUCCAUAUGAACUGUGAUUACACAUUCCUUAAAGCUAUUAAAUGCUUCUAAAGACUGUUUACAAAUUGUAGGUACUUUAUGCAGGGAUGGAACAGAGAUAAUCUGCCAAGCAAAAGAUUGUAUGCAUUAUUAUCUUUAUUCUUCCUACAAGGAUGAACUUUUGGUAUUUUGUGAUUUGUGUUUUGGGGUUUUUGUUGUUGUUGUUGUUUUCUUUUGAAGCCUCAAUCUUCACAGAACUGUAGAAUAACAAAACUGAGUUGGAAGGGACCUCUGUAGAUCAGCAAGUCUAGCCCCACUGCUAUAGCAGGUUCCGCACAGUAGGUUACAGGUAGGUUAGGGGAACAGUUCCUUCCGUGUGAAACUACGCUAUUUCCACAUAUCUAGUUACAUUAAGCAGUAUAUUCCCACUUACUUCUCUUAGCAGAUGGAUGUGAAAGAUGUCUAAUAAAAAAAAUAAUGAAUUUGACUACUGUCUACAGUACAGAUAGAGUACUUAGGAUGGAAAAAAGUGACAGGGAAAAGGAACGUAGACAGCACAGGCUUCAAAUAUAAAAGAUAAAGCCUGUUAAAUUAGGUUCAAAAAGUUUUAAGAGUUGUUACAUAUGUAUUUUUUCCAAAGUGAUGACUUUUGCAUGUACUUUGUAUGCAACAGCAGUCUGAUGCAUUAAAAAAAAAUCUGUACAGGCACAGAAGACAGAAACAGAACGGAUAAAACUUUGCAACUUGUCUUUUUUGCAAGUUUGCUUAACCGACUAACUCUGUUUAAUUAAAUUCUGACACAUCUAAUCCUCAUUCUGUCUUCAGUAAAAGAGUAGCUGAUAAACUAAAAGGGUCAAAUUAGCUCCAAUAGCGGUAGAAAAGGUUCCUCAAGAUUGAGCCAAAUUAGCACAGCAAUCACUUCUUUGAAUAGAGUACUCAUGUCUUCUGUUUCUGUAUCCCCUUACCAAUGACUGGAUUUUUACUGCAUUUUUCAGCCUUCGCCUUUCUUCCUCUUGCUUUUGCCUCUCCUGAGUGCGAUGCAGGAGAGAAGCCUUUUUUUCAUUCCUGCUCCCUCCUCUGAGAGACACCUUGAGCCUUCUUUUGAAAGCCCCCUCAAAGCUAAACAUGUUUACAGUUCAUCCCAUCCAGAGCUGAGCCCAGACCCUGAAGCUGACACCAUCAGGGGUGUCCCGGUUGGCCAACCAAGGGCUACAUGGAGGGUCCGCCUCCACCUCGGUGGCUUCACUUCCAUGGUCACUGUCCUUUCCGUCUGGUGGCUGAGUGUAGUUGGAAGGAGCAAAGGAGGGGCUGGCGGGGCUGCUGAUGUGCACUGGGGGAGCAGCCAGCUGCAUCUUGCUGAGUGAUGCGGAACACAACUUUGUACUUUUUUAUUUUUCACAUGUAACUCUGAAGAUGUGUCCACAACGCAUUUCAAGUUUGUAUUUAAAUGUAUAAUAAAUAGUAUUUUCCCCAGCA